AUGGCAGGCAAGAAGAAGGGCAAGAAGGGAAAGACAACCCUAAGCUUAAAUGAAUUCCUCUCGAAAGAUGGUGGAGGUGGAGCUCCAGGUAGUAGCUAUAUACUUGCAUCCAAAUCUGUGAACUCAUGGGCAGAUGAAACUGACGAUUUGGAAAAUGAUUUAGGAGGCAGUAAUCCAUCUUGGCCAGAAUCUGAUGUCUACAACAAACCAGCAAUUGAUAGAUCCAAGUUGCCAACUGCUCCUCGCAGCUCACGGCCUGUUGACAUUGAUCGUAGUAAGCUACCAGCUGUUCCGCCGUACACUGCAUUUCUGGGAAAUUUACCCUACGAUGUUGAUAAAGAAGAUAUCUUCACAUUCUUCAAAGCUUACAAAGUGAGCGAAGUACGUCUUCCACGAGAUGGUGGUGGAGAAAGUGGUCGACUGAAGGGAUUUGGUUAUGCUGAAUUUGAUGAUGUAAAUUCACUGAUUGAUGCCCUUGGAAUGAAUAAUGAAGGAGGUGAAAGAGGUAUGGGUAGAGAUAUGGGACCAGACCGAACUGAAGGUGAUUGGAGAAGAGCUCCAGAUGAAGUACCUCCUGGCCCCCCACCAGGUGAUAAUCGUUACCGUGAUGAUCGUGAUCAAGGUUAUAGUAGGAAUAGUUACGAUCGUCCUGACGACCGAUAUAGCCGAUCCAAUGACUAUGAUCGUUCUGGAGGAAGAAGUCGAGGCGGCGGCGGCGGCGGCGGGUAUAAUGACUAUGGGUACAAUAGGUAUGAUAGUGAUAGAAAUCGUGACGGUUACAGCCGAAAUGAUGAUUAUGAUCGUUACAGCGGCCGGAGUAGAGGCGGUUAUAAUGAUUACGGGUACAAUAGGUAUGAUAGUGAUAGAAAUCGUGACGGUUACAGCCGAAAUGAUGAUUAUGAUCGUUACAGCGGCCGGAGUAGAGGCGGUUAUAAUGAUUACGGAAAUGAUAGAGGGUACAGUCGAGAUGACCGAUAUGGAGGUGACCGCGGUGGUUUUCGAGAUCGAGGCAGAUAUGAUGAUGGCGGCCGUGGUUAUAAUGACAGAGGAGGUGGAUUCGAUGACAGGAGAGAUGGGAGAAGAACGUUCGGGACUGGUUUCCGUGGGGAUCGCAAUGAAUCUGACGAUGACUGGAGAAGAGGCGGUGAUAGUGAACGGCGUGAUGAUUAUGGUGAUAGACGAGAUGAUCGUGGUGGCUAUGAUAGGAAUAGAUAUGACAGACGAGAUGGCUACGACAGACGAGAUGGCUACGACAGGCGAGAUGGCCAAAGUUCGUACAAUCGACGAGAGACUCGUGACGAGCGAUAUGGAGACGAACCACCAAGAGGUGAUGCAGAUGCACCUAAAGAAAGAAGAAGACUACAACUUCAGCCACGAUCACAGCCAGUGAACAAAGCAGUCGUGGCAUCGCCUGCUCCAUCUGCUGCAGCCGGGUCUUCCAUUUUCGGCGGAGCCAAACCUGUUGAUACAGCCGCAAAGGAGAGAGAGAUUGAGGAAAGACUUGUGAAAGAAAAAUUACAGGAAGAAGAUAAAAUACUGCUAGAAAAAGAAAAACAAGAUAACACUAAAAAAGAAAGGUGA
Messenger RNA from Saccoglossus kowalevskii, 1581 nucleotides. RefSeq names its product eukaryotic translation initiation factor 4B-like. Lineage: Eukaryota; Metazoa; Hemichordata; Enteropneusta; Harrimaniidae. The record is from RefSeq and is a predicted model, not a curated record. Gene Ontology annotation, molecular function: RNA binding.